AUGGGCUCCUGUGAUCCGGGGGCUUCCAGCCUGGGCAGCCCACCGUUAUCCACAGGCUGCUUCGUCCAGGUCUACACGCCAGCGGCUGUCAGCGGACCCGCUUCCCGGGGCGGCGGCCUCUGUGACACCCCCCAAGGCCCCGAACGCAGGACCCUCUGUUCGGCCUCGGUGGGACGGCUGCCGGCCAAGAGGAAGCUGGACCUGGAGGGUCUCGAAUUUCGCACGCCCAAGGGGAAGGGCUGGACACUGGCACAGGUCCCCAGCCCCAGGACCCCCAAAUCUCCCGGGGAGAAAACUCGCUACGACACCUCACUGGGGCUGCUCACCAAAAAAUUCAUCCGCUUGCUGAACGAGUCUCCCGAUGGUGUUGUGGAUCUGAACCGGGCUGCUGAGGUGCUGGAGGUCCAGAAACGUCGCAUCUACGACAUCACCAACGUACUGGAGGGCAUCCAGCUCAUCCGCAAGAAAUCCAAGAACCACAUCCAGUGGAUGGGGGCAGGGAUCUUUGAGGACGCAGCGAUGGUGGCGAAGCAACAAGUGCUGCAUGGGGAACUGGCUGAACUGGCUAGGACAGAGAGGAUGCUGGACAAGCUCAUGCAGGACUGUGCCCUGCAGAUCCAGCAGCUGGCUGACAAUGAGACCAACCAGAGGCUGGCAUACGUCACCUACCAGGACCUCCGUGCCAUCAGCAGCUUCCAGGAGCAGACAGUGAUUGCUGUGAAGGCUCCCCCUGAGACGCAGCUGGAGGUGCCAGACUUCAGCCAGGAGAACUUCCAGCUCCACCUGAAGAGCACCAAUGGCCCCAUCGAGGUGUACCUCUGCCCAGAGGAGAUCACAGAAGAAAGCCCCACCAAGGACCACCAUGUCCCCUCUGCUGCCACCUCCCCACAGGACCACCCCUUAUCCCUUUCCCUGCCAAACAGCUCCCCAUCAGCCACACAGUCACCCCACCCCAUCUCCCAGAGCUGGGGGGGCACAGGAACUGCUCUUCCACCCCCAACUUUGCCUCUCCCCAUCCAGGGGGAACCCAGCUCACUGCUGGAGAUGGAACCUGGGCUCCUGGGCUCCCCUGCCCAUCUUCUGCAGCAGACAGAGGACCAGCUGCCCUGCACCCCCUCCCACCUGGACUUGGGACCCUUUGUCACCUUCUCGCCCCCCCUGGAGCAGGAUGACUAUCUCUGGGGGCUUGAGGGCGAGGGAGUCACAGACCUGUUUGAGACAUAUGACUUGGGGGACCUGCUGAAGCACUGAGUGUCCCCCUAGUCCCCAUUGCCUUU
Molecule: messenger RNA, 1277 nt
Organism: Ficedula albicollis (Collared flycatcher)
Lineage: Eukaryota; Metazoa; Chordata; Aves; Passeriformes; Muscicapidae
Gene: E2F2
Product: E2F transcription factor 2
Exons: 6
Coding region: 1-1251 (416 amino acids)
Biological process (GO): regulation of transcription by RNA polymerase II
Cellular component (GO): RNA polymerase II transcription regulator complex
Molecular function (GO): DNA-binding transcription factor activity, RNA polymerase II-specific; protein dimerization activity; RNA polymerase II cis-regulatory region sequence-specific DNA binding
Source: RefSeq, a predicted model, not a curated record